Molecule: messenger RNA, 2818 nt
Organism: Perca fluviatilis (European perch)
Lineage: Eukaryota; Metazoa; Chordata; Actinopteri; Perciformes; Percidae
Product: myelin-associated glycoprotein-like
Exons: 12
Coding region: 196-2421 (741 amino acids)
Source: RefSeq, a predicted model, not a curated record
UAGAGCUGAGUGUGCCACCCAGACAGGCCACCAGUCUGACAUGAUUCAGUUGCUGGAUUAUAACCACUGUGCCUUGAAUGCUGGUUAAACCUUUAUUUGCUUCUUUAUCAAUUUCUAAAACAUUUAAUCAGAACAAAAGGACAUUGUAUGCUGAAAAUUGUUGGCUCUUAAGGAUCAACAACCUCACAGAAAAGAAUGACAGGGGCUGUAAAGGUUUUCUUCAUAUGCUGUCUACUUCAAGGUAGCUUAUGCCAACAGUGGGCAGCCUUGAUGCCUCAGACAGUCGAGGGACUAAGUGGAUCCUGUGUGAUGGUCCCCUGCACGUUCAGCUUGCUCUCCGCCUGGGAUAACCACCUGGAUGAUUCAUGUAAAGCCAUUUGGAAGAGAGGCUGGAGUCGAACGCAGGUGUUUGAUUCCAGCCUCACUGGGGAACAUGCAAGCUCAAACAUCCUGCAAGGAAACCUAACGGGGAUCCUGCGUGAGAAGGACUGCACCAUCAUUUUCAACAACCUGCCAUCGGACCAUUACGACAGCUAUUACUUCAGACUGCAGUGUGACAAUGAUCUGAAGUUCAACUUUCCAACGGGCGUCCUUAUCACCACUCGAAAUUCCCUGCACAAACCCACCAUAACUCCAUCCAGGCUGGAGGUAGAAGAAGGGACUCCAGUGAGGUUGAACUGCACGGCAGUAGCUCCCUGUCCCAUUCUCCCUCCAGCACUGACUUGGAAACCUAGUAUUGGUGACAUUGAGGAAAACAUAGAAACUAAAUUCAUGACCUCUGUGUUAAACUUCACCGCUUCUUACCUCCACAACGGACAGAAGUUCUCGUGCGCCGCUCUCUACAACCGUCAAGCUGGCAACAGUGACCUUCUGUAUGAAAAAAGUUUGACCCUCCGUGUUCUUUACCCUCCAAAUAACACAUCAGUCAGCUAUUCUGGUCCUGUAAAAGAGGGUGGCUGGGUGACUCUGACCUGCAACGCCAAUGCAAAUCCAGCUGUGGACAGCUACACCUGGUACAAAGUGGAUGGAGAUCAGGUGACAGCAGUGGGUUCGAAAAACCGACUUUCGACUACGGUCUCAGAAGUGGACAGCAGAUUUUACUGCAAAGUCAGUAACGGAUAUGGAACCCAGAACUCAUCCAUCACUCAGAUAGACGUACAAUUUCCUCCCAAGGAAACCACAGUAAUCAUCGACCCUAAUGAUCCAAUACUGGAGGGCAGCUCUGUUUCUCUGCUCUGUAAGAGCCGUGCCAACCCACCUGUGACCAACUACACCUGGUACAAAGACGACAAAGAGGUUAUGGAGCCUGGAUCGAGCUUGGUUAUGAUCGGUGUAGACCCAAGCCACAGCGGUGACUACCACUGUUCAGCAAAAAGUGAGCUGGGAGAGGACGUUUCAGCGCAGAUUCAGCUGGACAUUCAGUAUCCCCCUCAGAACACAACAGUGUCAGUUGACCCUUCUGGUCCGGUGCUGGAUGGCAGCUCUGUCACUCUGACCUGCUCAAGCAUCGCCAAUCCAGCCGCAAUAAACAUCACCUGGAUCAGAGUGGCUGGAGGACAAAAGGAGGUGAUGGGCUCUGAGAAAGACUUCACCUUCAAUGUGACCAAACUCUCAGAGGAUCAGUAUUACUGUGAAGCUCUGAAUGUCCACGGAGCUGAAUACUCAGAGCCUGCCAGUAUUGAUGUCACAUUUGCUCCAGAGAUCCUUCCUUCUUCCCGCUGCGUCAAGAUUUUAUCCCUGAUCCGAUGUUCCUGCGACAGCCAGGGGAACCCGCGUCCCUCCCUGGUUUGGGAAUUGGCCGGGGAGCCUGUCAAUCACUCUGCUGCCAUCCCGAUCAGGGAAGUUCCCCUGGGGAGCGUGAGCAUGAGGAGCCUCAUCACCCUGUACCAUUUGGAUGAUGACAUGCCCUCUGUAGUCUGCCUCAGCAUCAACUCGCUGGGCUCUGAUAGUUUUGCAUUCAACGUGUCCUCAAGUGAAACUCAGCUAGGCCUCCACACUUUUUCUCUUUUGAUUGGCUCUGCAGUAGGCGCACUGGGGAUGCUGCUGGUAUGUGUCCCGCUGCUGCUUUUGUUUUGCAGGAAAAGGAAAGGCAGUCUUACACCCAACAAGGGAUUGGUGGACUCUUCUGACUUUUUAGCUACUAAUGGGACUCACUCUUCCAAAGUGGAUGUGAUUUACGCCAAUAAAACCAUUAUGGAAGAGGAAGGAGAAGUUAAGGAAGACUCUCUUAACUACGCCAAUGUGGACUUUGCUAAACUCCAGGCCAAAUCAGAGGGUACGCUUGUUGAAGGGGAGAUCAGAGGCCUGGACUCCAAGACGACUGAGUAUACUGAGAUCUGUCUGCACUCCAGAGAAGGCAAUGGAGAGGACGUGAAGGAAGAAGAGACAGUUGCUGACACUCAUGGUCUCAUAGGACAAUGAAAAGUUUAUGGCUCAACUUUGGAGGAAAUUAAACAGGAUUCUGGGCUUCAAACGGCUACAGGACUUUACCAUAUCCAACUUCAGUUUUCCACACUCAGCUGAGCUAAAAAAAUUCUGCAGCACAUUUGUCAAUGUAACAUGUUCUUGUGUGUCUUUACUGAAAAGUGCAUAUAAAAAAAAAUUACAAUAAAAAUGAUUUUGAAUACAUAUACUAGGUACUUCACCACAAUAGACCAUAACAGUAAACAUUCCCUUUAAACUGAUGAACUUUUUUAUAGAUGAAUGCUGUCGCACUUACAUUUAAUAUUUCAAUGCAACGUUUGUCUUACACUUUUGUUAAUUUUAUUGUUUGAAACCUUUGUUCAUAGGGAAAUAAACAGUUACAGUUUGUCACACA